AUGCCACCCUCCAACAUGCAACACAUGGAGGAGGAGGGAGAGGCAGGAGAGGAACAAACACUGCUGAGGUGUAAAUGUUUUGAGGGUUUAAAGGAAUUACCACACAGAGUGAUACUGGACAGUAUGGCAGUAGUAGCUAACCUAUGCAUCCUGGGCUGGGAUGUGACAGAACCAGAAGAAGUAGAGGAAGAGCCGAACGAAAAAGAAAAAAUCACAGUCACAGAAUCUCAGACAACUCAAGAGGAACAGGAAGCAGAACGUUCAACGGACGAAGAAGCAGACGGUAAUGACGAAGACGCAGUAAAGAUUUACUGCAAAGGUGAUUAUCGCAUGAACAUAUUCCGCACCUUGACAGAGUUCAGGGACUCCUCCCUUCUCACUGACCUUUCUUUGAGUACAGAGGAUGGGAAGAGUUACCAUGUACACUCCCCUGUCCUGGCUGCUGUCAGCUCCCAUAUCCGAGAAAGACUUAGGAGAAGUAAUGAAAAUAGAGUUGAUGAAAGAAAGGAUACAAGUGUUGGAGUCCACAGGUUGACAAUGUCUCUGGGUCCAGAGGUUGAUAAUGUUGGAUUAAAGGCAGUUGUGGAGUUUGCCUACACUGGACUCAUAUCAUGUUUGAACAAGAACACUUUGCACCAGAUAAAGGCUGCGGCUCAAAUAUUGGGCGCCCCAAGGGUGCAGGGUCUCUGCAAAGAGGAAGAGGAAAGGUCCGCCAAAACUGGAGGGCAGAAGUUAAAGAAAAGCAUCUCGGCUGCAGAACAAAUGAUGAUCAGCCUUCAGUCCAUCAAACUGCUGUGGAUGGACAGAGUGGGCUGUGACGUCAUAUUGGAAGCUUUCGGAGGAUCGCUUCAUGUCCACAGAGUCAUCCUGGCUGUGUGCAGUGACUACUUCAGAGGCAUGUUCACCUUGGGGAUGAGGGAGUCCCGUCAGCCCUGUGUGACCCUUCCCUUCCUUUUGGCUUCGGAACUUGAGGUUCUGAUUGACUGCUCCUACAGCGGGACUCUCCCCCUCAGCUGGAAGCAUGUCUUCGAGAUCACCUGCACCGCUCUCCAGCUCCAAUACCAACCUGCCCUCUCGUUGUGCCUUAACUUUCUGCAUCAAGAAAUUAAUCCUUACUCCUGCCUUGAUGUGGCAUCUUUUGCUGAGGCCUACGAGAUGGUGCAGCUACUUGAAGCUGCAGAUGAUUUCGUCCUGCUGGAAUUCCAAAAGGUGGCAUGCAUCUCAAAGUUCGAGGACCUGCCAGCCAAAAAGCUUCUAAAGUACCUGAACAGUUCUUCGCUCUGUGUUCCAUCUGAGCUUGUUGUAUUCAAAGCAGUAGCGGCAUGGAUCCAAGCAAAGCCCAAAACAAGGCUGAAGCUUUCUAAAAAACUAAUGAAAACCAUCCACUUUCCCUUGAUGACGUCCAUGGAAUUCAAAGAGGUCCAAUCUCUGAGCAUGUGGUCAGAUCACAACCUGACAGAGCUCUAUGAAGCAGUUUUGGAGGAUUUCAGCUCCAAUAAGACUCAUUGCCGGAUCUAUCUACCGAAAGAGAGUCUGGUCUUGAUUGGAGGUGAUCAGAUCUCUGAAGACCUGGGUAACCGAAGCAUCAGCAGAGAACUCUGGUUUGGGAAUUCCCUAAGGAACCAUAAAGGCGUAAAAAAGGCCAUUGAGUGGAGAAAAUUGGGAGGGAUGCCAGAGCCAGAGAGAUUCAAGCAUGAGGUGGCUGUCCUCAAAGGACAAUUGUACGUGUUUGGAGGCAAGAAGUACUAUGGCAUCAACGACAACCUGAAUUCUGUCUAUAGGUAUGAUCCCCUCCAAAACAGCUGGGACAGCCUGGCUGAAAUGCAGAGAAAUAGAUGCUCUUUCUCCGUGGUUGUGCUGGAUGGAAAGAUAUAUGCCAUUGGCGGACAUUGUGACACUGAAUAUUUAGAGAGUGUGGAACGAUACUGCCCAACCGGAAACUCUUGGAGCUUCACGUGGCCCUUGGAUCUGCCUCUGGCUGGCCAUGUAGCAAAAGUUUUACAAGGGCAGAUCUUUGUCUCAGGAGGGUUGAGCAGUGACUACCAAUAUCUUGCAUCCUUGUUUCUGUACCACCCAGAGACAGGAAGCACUUAUUUGGCAAACAUGGCUAAACCUCGAGCUCGUCACUGCAUGGAGACCCUGGGUGAAUGUCUUUAUGUCGCAGGUGGAAACACUGCAGAAGAUGACAUGAGUAUUGUUGACCUGCUAUCUUGUGAGGUAUACAAUCCAGUGGCCGACUCCUGGACUGCCUUCCCAUCUCUGUCAGUGCCACAUGUAGGAGCAGGAGGUGCAGUUUUGGAGGGAAAGUUUUAUGUGCUAGGUGGAUAUAGCCAGGAGGACCACAGUGAAACUAAGGUGGUUCAUCGUUAUGAUCCCACCACACAGAGAUGGGAGAACAUGGGCAUGAUGCCUGGGCCGAAUAAUGACAUACGAGCAUCUGUGCUGCGUUUGCCACCACAUUUACGAUUGUAA
Molecule: messenger RNA, 2472 nt
Organism: Cottoperca gobio
Lineage: Eukaryota; Metazoa; Chordata; Actinopteri; Perciformes; Bovichtidae
Product: kelch-like protein 33
Exons: 5
Coding region: 1-2472 (823 amino acids)
Molecular function (GO): protein binding
Source: RefSeq, a predicted model, not a curated record